Molecule: messenger RNA, 2012 nt
Organism: Drosophila persimilis
Lineage: Eukaryota; Metazoa; Arthropoda; Insecta; Diptera; Drosophilidae
Gene: deltaCOP
Product: coatomer subunit delta
Exons: 8
Coding region: 115-1707 (530 amino acids)
Biological process (GO): retrograde vesicle-mediated transport, Golgi to endoplasmic reticulum; endoplasmic reticulum to Golgi vesicle-mediated transport; Golgi localization
Cellular component (GO): COPI vesicle coat; cytosol
Source: RefSeq, a predicted model, not a curated record
CAAAAACAAAUUAAAAACAUCUCGUCAAUCAAAUUAAUUGUCAUAUACUCUGCCAGACUUUUGCUAGGCACUUAAAAGGUUCUUCUGUUCUAUUUCAACUGCUGCGCUACAAAAAUGGUACUCAUUGCUGCGGCAGUCUGCACAAAGAAUGGCAAAGUCAUACUGUCACGUCAGUUCGUGGAGAUGACAAAGGCCCGUAUCGAGGGUCUGCUGGCCGCCUUUCCAAAACUGAUGACGUCUGGCAAGCAGCACACCUACGUGGAGACGGACUCUGUGCGCUAUGUCUACCAGCCGAUGGAGAAGCUCUACAUGCUCCUCAUAACCACAAAGGCCAGCAACAUCCUGGAGGACUUGGAAACGCUGCGUCUCUUCUCCAAAGUGAUACCGGAGUACAGCCACUCGCUGGACGAGAAGGAGAUUGUGGAGAAUGCCUUUAACUUGAUUUUCGCCUUCGAUGAGAUUGUGGCCCUCGGCUACAGGGAGAGUGUCAAUCUAGCCCAGAUCAAGACCUUUGUGGAAAUGGACUCGCACGAGGAGAAGGUCUACCAGGCAGUGCGCCAGACACAGGAGCGGGAGGCACGCCAGAAAAUGCGUGAAAAGGCCAAGGAGCUCCAACGUCAGCGCAUGGAGGCCAGCAAGCGUGGCGGUCCAUCGAUGGGCGGUCUCAGUGGCCGCAGUGGUGGCUUCAGUUCCGACAGCUUCGGCAGCAGUGGUGUCAGUGGCGUCUCGAGCAGCGUCCACGCACCAUCCAUUGAAUUGGACAGUAAACCCAUUUCGAGCAAGGCGGCAGUGAAGCCAUCAUCGCGCAACGCCCUGAAGCUGGGUGGAAAGUCUAAGGAUGUCGACAGCUUCGUCGAUCAACUGAAGAGCGAGGGCGAGAAGAUUGCCAAUCUGGCGCCAGCAACGGCUGCCAGCGGCUCCGGAUCGGCGACUAGCGCCAGUGCAGCGGCCAAGGCAGCCAUGUCGGCCGACAUUCACAAGGAAAGCGUGCAUCUGAAGAUUGAGGACAAGCUGGUGGUGCGUCUGGGACGAGAUGGCGGCGUCCAGCAGUUUGAGAAUUCUGGCUUGUUGACUCUCCGCAUCACGGACGAAGCAUGCGGCCGUAUCUUGUUGAAGCUGUCCCCCAAUCAUGCACAGGGCUUGCAGCUGCAAACGCAUCCGAAUGUGGACAAGGAGCUCUUCAAGGCGCGCAGCAUGAUUGGUCUUAAGAAUCUGGCCAAGCCAUUCCCUCUGAACACCGACGUCGGUGUCCUCAAAUGGCGCUUCGUCUCACAGGAUGAGACGGCCAUUCCAUUAACCAUUAACUGCUGGCCGUCGGACAAUGGUGAGGGCGGAUGCGACAUUAACAUUGAAUACGAACUGGAGGCUCAGCAUCUGGAGCUGCAGGAUGUGGCCAUUGUUAUACCCUUGCCAAUGAAUGUGCAGCCGACGGUGGCCGAAUACGAUGGCACCUACAACUACGAUGCACGCAAGCAUGUGCUGCAGUGGCACAUUCCCAUAAUCGAUGCCGCCAACAAGUCGGGCUCGAUGGAGUUCAGCUGCAACGCAUCCAUUCCGGGCGACUUCUUUCCCUUGCAAGUAUCAUUCGUCUCGAAGACGACGUACGCCGGCGUGAUUGCCCAGGACGUCAUUCAGGUGGACAGCGAGGCGUCGGUCAAGUAUUCGAGCGAAUCCAUAUUGUUUGUGGAGAAGUACGAGAUCGUGUAGGUCUCGCCAUGCCUACACCUGAGUAGUACAUAAUACAUACACCUAGAAAUCCACUUUAAUUUUUUUUGGAGCGACUUUUGCGCGUUAUGAUCGAUUCGAUUCGAUGCUACUACAUGUUAUAGAUUAUUUUAUUAUACUUAAAUGUUGCAUUGGCGGAGAUCGGCUUCUCAAAGACACGACCGACCCAACAGAGUAAUUCCAAAAUUUAACAAUAUCAAACGCGGAAACAUUCUGCACUUUCACUUCCGAUGCGUAUGAAAUGGCAAAAUUAUAAUAAACAAACGGUAAUUAGUUGUAAUUGGCGA